This is a messenger RNA of Lichtheimia ornata, 1569 nucleotides long. RefSeq lists its product as uncharacterized. The record is from RefSeq and is a predicted model, not a curated record. The transcript has 8 exons. Gene Ontology annotation, cellular component: plasma membrane. Gene Ontology annotation, molecular function: transmembrane transporter activity. Lineage: Eukaryota; Fungi; Mucoromycota; Mucoromycetes; Mucorales; Lichtheimiaceae. Bases 1 to 1569 code for a protein of 522 amino acids. Gene Ontology annotation, biological process: transmembrane transport.
AUGGAAAAAUCAAAUCAACCACCACAAGGGCAACUUCCAGGUUACCCACCUCCUCCCCAACAACAAGGAUAUCCACCACCACCGCCACCACAACAACAAGGUUAUCCACCACCACCACAAGCUCCCAAUUAUGGUGGAUACGAUAAUCCCAACUAUGGUCAACCACCACCACCACAACAACAACAACCACCGAACGAUGGCUAUUAUGGAGGAGAAUCACAAGAAAAAGCGAUACGACCUUCUAGCGGAUGGAAGGAUAUUUGGGCAGCCAUCUUGUGGGUGCUCAACUUUGGUGCAUUCAUUGGUGUUUCCGUUUUGGCCUUGCGCACGUAUCAUGGCAACCAGGGUCACACUGCAGGCGGCAUUCCAUCGUCUACCCAGUACUCUGGUGUCGUUUUCGACACGGAUGCCAUGAGGAUUUUUGGCUAUAGUGCCAUUGUUGGAUUUGGAUUGAGCUUUUUGUAUUUGAUGCUGAUCAACGCGAUACCGCGUUUAAUGAUCCUUAUCACCUUUAUUGGGAGCAUCAUUGUUUACUUUGGUGUUACCAUCUACUACUUUACUCAACACUACUACUCGGCAGCUAUUGUCUUUUUGAUCUUUUCGGUGCUCUAUCUUUUUGCAUUUUGGUGGUGGCGAAGUAGAAUACCAUUUGCAACAGUGAUGUUGGAAACGAUAUGCAAUAUCACACGAAGUCAUCCAAGCACCAUUGUGUUUGGAGUGAUUGCACUCAUUGUGCAAACGGCAUUUAGCAUUUGGUUCUCUCUUGUGGUGAUCGGUGCGUAUCAAACAUGGUUCAGCACAACAAGCAACAAUGCCAGCCUUAAUCUUGCCAUGGUAUUUUUGGUAUUUUCGUUCUAUUGGACAUCCCAGGUGAUUUCGUAUGUCACCCAUGUCACUUUGGCAGGCGUGUAUGCCACGGUCUACUUUUUGAACGACACUGUACGACAUCCAAUUCUUGGAAGUUUACGACGUGCGCUCACCACAAGCUUUGGAUCCAUUUGCUUUGGUAGUCUCUUGAUUGCCCUUGUCAACUUUAUCCGUUACUUUCUCAACCUCGCUCGUAUGAACAGCGACAAUGGCAUCUUGAGCUGCUUCCUCUUUAUUAUCCAAUGCAUUGUUGGCUGCUUCCAAGGGUUAUUUGAAUGGUUCACCUAUUACGCAUUUAGUGGGGUUGCCAUUUUCGGACAAGCUUUUAUUCCAUCAGCUCGACGCACAUGGAACUUGGUCAAGGAUCGUGGUAUUGAUGCUAUGAUCAAUGAUUCAUUGAUCGGCAACGUCUUGUUUAUGGGCGGCUUGCUGGUUGGUGUGCUAUGCUCACUUUUGGGUUUCAUUUAUCUCGAAGUCUCCAGGCCUGCAUACAACCAAACAGGCGGAAUGACACCCGUUGUUGUUCUCGUGUGUUUCCUUAUCGGUGCAUCCAUGUUUUCUAGCAUUGCCACAGUAAUCUCCAGUGGUGUUGCAACUACGUUUGUUUGCUUGGCAGAAGAUCCUGAUGCUCUUCGAAGAACACGUCCACAACUCUUUGAAAAGAUCCGAGAAACCUAUCCUCGCGUUGUCCAAGGCGUUUAA